CCAACCCAAAAGGAAAAAAAAAAUAGGCAAGUGUUUGAGCUCUAUCCAUCCAAAAACAAGGCCGAUUGUGGUCCUCACAGUAUAAGAAGCUGAGUUGCGCAUUGAGUUCUUCAAUUGUUCAUCCAUGGCGUCGUCUACAUCCUUAACAUCAUCAUUGGCGUCAUCUCAUUACGCUUUCUGCAUCAAAUUCCACAGACGAUGCGCCUCCUUCACUCGUUUCCGCUGCUUCCACCGCCCUCCCACCACCAAGUGGGCCACCCUCACUCCAACCCCCGGCCCCACACUCUCUAUUUCUAGAAACUUCUCCCAUCUUCCCGAUUCCCUUAAUCUCCGUCAUUUCAUGCCACGUACUUCUCUCUCUCCUCCUCACAUUCUUCCCGACACUCCAGAAGUUUCGCAGGUUCUUCAAAAGGGCCGUGUUUACCAUGAGACAUAUGGAUGUCAAAUGAACAUUAAUGACAUGGAAAUUGUAUUGGCGAUCAUGAAGAAAGCUGGUUAUACUGAUAUGGUUGAGGAUCCUGAGAGUGCGGAGGUCAUUUUUAUCAAUACUUGUGCUAUUAGGGAUAAUGCAGAACAGAAAGUAUGGCAACGUCUAAACUACUUUUGGUUUUUGAAGAGGAAUUGGAAAAUCAAUGUUGCCCAAGGAAGGUCACAGUCUGUCCGCCCUCCUAAAGUUGUGGUGUUAGGAUGUAUGGCUGAGAGGUUAAAGGAUAAGAUAUUAGAUUCGGAUAAGAUGGUAGACGUUGUCUGUGGACCUGAUGCUUAUAGAGACCUGCCGCGGUUACUUGAGGAGGUAGAUUAUGGUCAAAAAGGGAUAAACACUCUUCUAUCUCUUGAAGAAACUUAUGCUGACAUAAGUCCAGUUAGGAUAUCACAGAAUUCAAUCACUGCUUUUGUCUCUGUUAUGAGAGGUUGCAAUAACAUGUGCUCAUUCUGCAUUGUUCCAUUCACAAGAGGCAGGGAACGUUCACGUCCUGUGGAUUCGAUUGUUAGAGAGGUGGAAGAGCUUUCGAAAGAAGGGGUCAAAGAAGUAACACUUCUGGGGCAAAAUGUAAAUAGCUAUAAUGAUGCAUCUGGGGUUGAAGAGGGUGUUGAUCCUGGAACCAAUUGGGAACUUAGUGAAGGCUUUUCUAGUAUGUGCAAGGUGAAAUCAACAGGCCGGCGUUUUGCUGACCUAUUGGAUAGGCUUUCCACUGAGUUCCCUGAAAUGCGGUUCAGAUUCACAUCCCCACACCCCAAAGAUUAUCCUGAUGAUUUGCUGUAUCUUAUGCGAGAUAGACAUAAUAUCUGCAAAUGCAUUCAUUUACCUGCACAAUCUGGAAACAGUGAAGUGCUUCAGAGAAUGCGACGGGGCUAUACGCGAGAGGCAUACUUGGAUCUUGUAGAAAAAAUUCACAAGAUAAUUCCAGAUGUCGCACUAACAAGUGAUUUCAUAUGCGGCUUUUGUGGGGAAACAGAGGAGGAGUUCUCUGAUACGCUGAGUCUCAUCAAAGCUGUUGGCUAUGAUAUGGCAUACAUGUUUGCUUAUAGCAUGAGGGAGAAAACCCAUGCACAUAGAAAUUAUACCGAUGAUGUCCCUGAAGAUGUCAAGCAAAGGAGACUGACAGAAAUGAUAGAGACCUUCCGUGAGAGUACCGGUCAAAGGUAUGACUCUCAGAUUGAUACGAUCCAGCUCGUGUUGGUUGAAGGCCCCAAUAGAAGAGCUCCUGAAACUGAGCUGACUGGUAAGAGCGACAAGGGUCAUAGAGUUUCAUUUAAAAUGAUGCCUCUGCCUGAUAGAGAUAGCCAAGAUGUGAACGAGCGAACCCCUAAAGUUGGUGACUUUGUGGAAGUUAGAAUAUCGAGAUCCACUAGAGCAUCCCUGUUUGGGGAAGCUCUUGCAAUAACCAAACUGAGCUCUUUCUACAAGGUUGCAGAGCAAGAAGCCAUGGUUUGUGCUGAAAGAACUUGAGGUUGAGAUUUUCUUGCUUAGCAAUACCAUCUGUAAUUUACUCUGCACCUUCCCUCUUGUACUUGGGAAAUUUUGGUUAAAUAUAGUAUAAAUCAACCAAUUUUUCUUGUCCA
Messenger RNA from Beta vulgaris subsp. vulgaris (sugar beet), 2064 nucleotides. Its product is annotated as CDK5RAP1-like protein. Bases 125 to 1951 code for a protein of 608 amino acids. The record is from RefSeq and is a predicted model, not a curated record. The transcript has 3 exons. Gene Ontology annotation, cellular component: cytosol; mitochondrion. Gene Ontology annotation, molecular function: 4 iron, 4 sulfur cluster binding; tRNA-2-methylthio-N(6)-dimethylallyladenosine(37) synthase activity. Lineage: Eukaryota; Viridiplantae; Streptophyta; Magnoliopsida; Caryophyllales; Amaranthaceae. Gene Ontology annotation, biological process: tRNA modification; negative regulation of cyclin-dependent protein serine/threonine kinase activity.